UUGGACCUUGGUCAACAAUCCAUUAGGUAUCUGGAAGUAUCUCGGGGGACCUGGUUGGCAACAAGGACUCUUGAGGUGAGACAGACAGUUCCCUUGGACAGUCGCUGCCCGGGGAUAGACAACAGACAAUAGGUGCCGGAGUAGGCCAUUCGGCCCUUCGAGCCAGCAUUGACUGUGAUGAACAAGAGCGACCAAGGAUGCUGCAACCGGUCGGUGGCCGGGGAUGGUUUGGCCUCUUACCAGCUCCUCGUUCAGUGGUUGACCCUGCCGUUCUCCGUCGUGAUUGUGGUGGGCAGCCUGGCCUUGGUGGUGGGGAUAGCAGGCAGCAAGAGGCUUCACAACUCGGCCGGCUGGUUCUUCCUCAGCCUGGCCGUCAGCGACCUGGCCACCGGCCUGGUCUUGCCCUCGGUGCCCGGCCUGAGCUCGGCCACCGAUCUGCCCCACGGCCUGUGCUAUCUCACCUACCUGCUGCCCAACUUAGUGGUACUCUCUCUCCUGGCCAACCUGCUGCUCGUGCACGCCGACCGCUACCUCCACGUCGUGCACCCGCUGCGGGGCCGCACCUGGCUGCGGGGGCGCGCCUGGGCGGCCCUUCUGGCCGUCUGGCUGCUACCCCUCUCCUUCGCUUGCUUGCCCCUGCUGGGCUGGAACUGCUGGCCGGCCCAGCGCUCCGGCCGCUGCUGCUGCCACUCCGGACACGUCUUCCCACCUGUGUACAUCUACCUGGAGGUGUACGGGGUUUUGAUGCCGUCUAUACUGGCCAUGGGGGCCAGCAACGCCGCCCUCCACCGCCUGGCCCUGGGGCAGAUGAGACGCAUCCAACGGCAGCAUCGGGCAGUGCAAUCCGGCCCCACCAUCUCUCCCCUGGAACAAGAACUCAACCUGAGGUACACCAGGAGUGUGGCCGGCUCCUUGUUGGUCUUCACCUGCUGCUGGCUGCCCUACAUCGCCCACCUACACGGCAGCUUCCUGGGUGCCCGAGUCCACAUUGUCCUCUCCUGUCUGGGCAUCGCCAGCGCCGCCCUCGUGCCCUUCGCCCUGGCCAUGGGCAACAAGGACUACCUCCAAACCUGGGCCAGGAUCCGGGCCAAACUCUGCCGGCGUGCAGGUGACCCUCAAGGGUGGCCAUAGACCCUCAUCUGCCGCUACCCAGUCUCCCAGGUUAACUGGAGAUGGAGAUGGA
Amblyraja radiata (thorny skate) is the source of this 1183-nucleotide messenger RNA. Its product is annotated as G-protein coupled bile acid receptor 1. NCBI's taxonomy places the organism in Eukaryota, Metazoa, Chordata, Chondrichthyes, Rajiformes, Rajidae. Gene Ontology annotation, biological process: G protein-coupled receptor signaling pathway. Bases 178 to 1131 code for a protein of 317 amino acids. Gene Ontology annotation, cellular component: membrane. Gene Ontology annotation, molecular function: G protein-coupled receptor activity. The record is from RefSeq and is a predicted model, not a curated record. The transcript has a single exon.